This is a messenger RNA of Fonsecaea multimorphosa CBS 102226, 3423 nucleotides long. RefSeq lists its product as uncharacterized. The coding region runs from base 1 to 3423 and encodes 1140 amino acids. The record is from RefSeq and is a predicted model, not a curated record. The transcript has 5 exons. Gene Ontology annotation, molecular function: metal ion binding. Lineage: Eukaryota; Fungi; Ascomycota; Eurotiomycetes; Chaetothyriales; Herpotrichiellaceae.
AUGGACCCCUCCACCAAUUCUUCACUCAACGGCGCGCAGCAUGCAAAAGGUCAAUCGUACGGCUUACUCGACGGCAUCCAGGCGUAUGCGGGCCCCGAUAGUCUGCAAAAUGGAGAAGAUUUGUCUCGUUUCUUUGACCCCGAGCUGUUCGAUUCCACCACCCUUGGCAGCAGUUAUGUCCAGCCCUCGUUGUCAAUGUCACAGGACUACGAUCCCAACGCCGGUCGACAGUCGGGAACACCAGAUGUACAACAGUACAAUGUUCCCCAGCGAGCCUUCUCCCACCAUCAGUUCCCUCAGCCAUUCUACGACUCGCGCCAGAUGAGCCAACCCAACUACGACCCUCGAUUCUAUCCGCGACCCUCUCCUUCACCCGUGGGGUUUGAUAGCGGUUAUUCAUAUCAGUCUCGGAUAGGCUACCCAAACCAGCAGUUCGGCGGCCAUCAGCUGAACAUGCAACGACUUACUCCUACCCCUUCGCAGAAUUAUCCUUCCAGACAGCAACAACCACAACAACAACAACCGCAGCCACAACAUUCAACCUUUGUCAACAUUGGUCCACGACCUACACAACUGUCACACGGCCAGAGCAAUGACAUGAUGCGCUUCGGGGCCUUCCAAGAUCAAAACCACCAGUCCUCAAAUCAUUUUGUGGAUCCUUCCCUGUUGAAUGCAACUCAGAUGAUGCAUCCAAAUAGCAACCAUGCCUUCCAGACACAGCAACCUUUCAUAGCAGCUUCGUAUUUCAAGACUGGUUCAACAGUGGAUCCGAGAUCAUUGCAAGAAGGUCAGCCGAUGCAGGCGAUGCCGCCGGCCCCGUCACAAACACCACGCUCAGGUACUGAAAUUAAUUCACCUCAUCAGCGAGAGCUAACGUGGGCAGGGGUUGCUAUUCAGCCAAAGCCGGAACAAGAUGCGAGGGCGACAGCUACGAAAGCCCAAGAUGCGCCCAAGAGCAAAAAGGGUCGGCCGAAAAAAGAUGCAUCUGUGAAGCCUGACGGACACCCCUCAGGAUCUGAGACAGAUUCCGAUGACGACUUGGAGAUCGAGGAUGAGGAGCCUCCAGAAAUGACUCCGGCCUUACUGAGCGUAUCCAUGCCAACCGAUGAACGAGGAAAAGCUCUUUAUAAUGCAGUGCAAGCUGUUUGGAGCCCCCGCAACAAAUCGGCUUCUCCUGAGAAGAUCCGUGGUGGCAUUGCUGACUUUGGUGAUGUCGUACGAGGCUUGCGAGACGCUUGGAAAACGAAGAAUGAAAGUCUGAGAAAGGCAGAGCUUCCUGAUUCUCCCACAGCCGCAGAUGCUCCGAGGUUAAAGGAAGAAGUUGCGCGCUAUCGCCAAGUCAUGGAAAAUGUCAUGAUGAGGUCUUUGCUGUAUGGCCAUCCAGCCAUUGUCAAUAGACUAGGUGAAAACCAGUUCACAAUGUCAGCCUUGUACUCGUUCAUGCUCGACAGAUUCAACGCAGCCGAUUACGAUAGUGCUCUUGUCAGCUCUAUCCUCAAGUUUGUUGUCAAGUUUGGCACGCUUGAUACGGAAAUGUUAGAGAUGACGAAGCUGUCAAAAAUCUUGCAGCGUCUGACCAAGAAAGCCACGAGUGAAGUCAAGACGCUGGCACAGACUGUCCUUGACAAUGCUGUCGCGGCUACGGCGAAGAAGACUUCCACCACUCAUGACAAGAAAGCCGACAAGCCAACGUCGCCUAAAUCUGUUGGGAGUCCAGCAGAUGGGACACGAAAGGACGCUGCGACCGGGGUCAAGCGUCUCCGAGAAGGCGAUGCGUCUGCUCAGCCGGCUGUGAAAAAGCAUCCCAGAUUGAUCCCGCAGUCCUCGAAACCCCUAGCUCUUCAAAAUGCCGAACGUCGAAAGGCGUUGGAAGCAGCACACGCGGCAAAAGCCGGAGAGAAAGCAACCUCUGCGCCAGCGGGAGCAACAGCCAAUCCGGCAGCGAAAGCGAAAGUGGCCGUAGCUGCCCCUCCGAAAUCAUCGAUCUUUGCGGCUUUAGCAUCGGCUCCUAAAAAGCCAGGCACCUCAAACGCAGAACGAGCCGCUGCAGCUGCUAAAGAGAAGGCUGCCUCAACGGCAUCUCCUUCCCCUGCUCUUGCUCAGACAACGAAGAAGUUAAACACAGGCAAAGACUCACCACCGCGAAAUGGCGGCUCCGCUCCCGUCACAAAGGCUGCGACCUCGUCGUCCUUUUUGGGUUUGCUGGCUGACAUGGAGAAAAAGCCCGAGAAAGAGGCAAAGAAGGAAGACGAAAUCCCGAAUGAGACCGAGGAGCAAAAGGCCAAGAGACUGAGGAAGGAGACUCGUCGGAAGCUUCGGGUCACCUGGAAGGCAGAUGCAGAGCUCGUGGAGACUCGCCUGUUCACCCAUGAUCCUGACGAAGAGCUUGACCAUGGCGACCGUCUAAAACGCGACGCUGGGGACACCGGUCGUGAAGGCGAAGCGCUCAAACUUCACAAGAAUCUGGACGAUGACGAUGACGAAGAAGAUGAAGAUUCUUUCGAAGAAUUUGAGCCGUUUGUGCCGCCAUCCGAGGUGGACUUUAGUUACCUUGAAGACGCUUCGCUUGGCGGCGAUUCACCACACAAAAUCAAUUCACCCAAGUUCGGCGGGACUAUGAAACCCUCCAGCCCUAGCAGUGAAGCGCAGAAUAAGUACGAGCAAGAUACACUCAUGGCACUCUACACUUCCAAGGCUGAGCGUCCGCCGACUCCAAAGGAGCCAGAUGAAACCAAGGAGGAUGAAGGCGAUUUUGAGCCUGCCGAACCUGACACGCCUUUUGGAGAACCCGGCGAGAAGACACGGCAACGGGAGAAGGAGUAUCUGGCACGACAAGUCCGAACGCAACCUGCCACAGAUCUUGCGGCUCAGAUCCAAGCCAUGUCUGCCCCACAGAUGUCUCAACAACAGCCAGGAGCCAUUCCGCUGGAGCUCCAACGUGCCUUGAGCAUGUUGGGUCGGUCGAGUCAACCGACAACUGCGCCGCAAGCUGCACCUGGUGCGAACGUGGAUUUGCAAGCAAUUCUUCAGACAGUCCUCGGCAAUCAAUCGCAGGGUCAAAAUCAACACCCUCAAUACCCAGCCGCUAGCCAGGCGGCGACCCUGGGACCAAAUCUAGGGGCACUCUGGGCUUCGAUGCAACAAGGCGCUCAAGCCGGAACAUCUACCAAUGCGCUCCCUCUGGGCUUGGCUGGAAACCCUAACCCUUACGUUGCUAACCUCGACGACGCUUCACGCAAACACGGCCGGAGCGACUCAAAUGACAACGACAAUGACUAUGGCAGAAAAGGUGGGAUCAAGAAGAAAAAGGGGGAACCAAAACCAUACCUUUACAAGACGCAAUCGUGCUCCUUCUGGGAGCAAGGUAAAUGUCUAAAGGGCGACGCUUGCACGUAUCGUCACGGUGAUGAAGAUGAUCGCUGA